Molecule: messenger RNA, 1470 nt
Organism: Dovyalis caffra
Lineage: Eukaryota; Viridiplantae; Streptophyta; Magnoliopsida; Malpighiales; Salicaceae
Source: the annotation of a GenBank genome assembly
AUGGAAUUGGGAAGUAUACUGGAGUUUCUUGAGAACAAGACCAUUUUGGUCACAGGUGCCACUGGGUAUCUUGCAAAGAUUUUUGUGGAGAAAAUAUUGAGGGUUCAACCAAAUGUGAAGAAAUUUUAUCUUAUUUUAAGAGCUGCAGAUGAUAAGUCUGCUAGAGAACGUCUCCGUGAUGAGGUGAUAGCGAAGGACUUAUUCAAAGUUCUAAGGGAGAAACAUGGUGCAAGUCUACAUUCCUUCAUAUCAGAAAAGGUGACUCCCGUUCCCGGUGAUGUCUCUUUUGAAGACUUGGGAGUGAAAGACUCUUCUCAGAACGAUGAAAUGUGCAGAGAAGUUGAUGUUGUGCUUAAUUUUGCUGCCACCACCAACUUUGACGAAAGAUACGAUGUUGCUCUUGGCAUUAAUACAUUGGGAGCUUUGAAUGUUUUAAACUUUGCAAAGAAAUGUGUUAAAAUAAAGAUGCUUGUCCAUGUAUCUACUGCUUACGUCUGCGGAGAAGAAGCUGGACUUUUACCAGAGCAACCAUGCCGCAUGGGUGUGGCCAAAAAGGCGAACGACAAAAUAGAUGUCAACUUUGAAAAGAAAUUGGUGCAAGAGACAUUAAAUGAACUUAAAUUAAAAGAUGUUCCAGACAGAGAAAUUACUUCAGCUAUGAAGGAUUUUGGACUUGAGCGAGCAAGGCUUUUCGGAUGGCCAAACACUUAUGUAUUUACAAAGGCAUUAGGAGAAAUGCUUUUAGGAAAUUUCAAAGAUAAUUUGCCUUUACUUAUUAUUCGCCCCACCAUGAUAGCUAGUACUUACAAAGAACCAUUUCCGGGUUGGAUUGAAGGUGUAAGAACCAUUGAUAGCCUAAUUGCGGGCUACGGUAAAGGCAGAGUUACAUGCUUUAUUUCCGGUCCACGAGCGGUUCUUGACGUCAUACCAGCUGACAUGGUUGUGAAUGCUAUUACUGUUGCGAUGGUAGCACGGGCCAAGCAACAUUCCGAGAUCAUUUAUCACUUGGGUUCUUCAUUGAGAAAUCCUUUAAAACUUUUAGAUCUUCGUGACUUCAGUUUUUCCUACUUCGGUGAACAUCCAUGGAUUAAUAAGGACGGAGAGCCAGUGAAAGUUAGCCGAGUAACUAUUUUAAGCAGUAUGUCUAAGUUCUACACAUACAUGGCCAUUCGUUUUCUCCUGCCAUUGAAGGCAUUGCAAUUGUUCAACACAAUUUCAUGUCACAUAUAUCAAGACCUGUAUACGGGUCUUGAUAGAAAAGCAAAACUGGUGAUGCGAUUGGCAGAGCUAUAUAAACCUUAUGUGUUCUUCAAUGGCAUAUUUGAUGACAUAAAUUCAGAGAGAUUGCGGAUAGCAUCUAAAGAGAACUGUCUUGAAGCAAAUGUCUUCGAUUUUGAUCCUAUGAACAUUGAUUGGGAAGAUUAUAUGAUAAAUGUUCACAUUCCUGGUCUCGUUAAAUAUGUGAUGUAA